GCAGUCGAUGUCUAGUGCGCGCACAGGGAGCAGCGUGGCAGCCCCACGUUCAGUCGCAGUAUUCCGAAGUGCGUACGGACGCCUUGCUAAUCUCCGAGGAGAGGAAACCGCAGUAGACGAAACCCAGACGUAUUGCAGCAGUGAUGGGAACCGUACCAGAUGAGCAAAAGGCCAUUCCAUCGUGGCUGGACAGAGCAUUCAUCGUGAGCGCACUUAAGUGUGGCGACCCGACAGUCGACGAAUCAAGUGUCCAACUAAAGUCGAUGGGCCAGGUUGGUGGUGGACUCCUAAGUGAAACUUACAGAGUAGUCGCUCAAUUGCACUCUCUCGGAGAGUCCCAUGAGCGGGAAACAUCAGUUAUCGUGAAGAGCUCGCCAACAGUGGGUGGCUUCAUCAAGGAACUGGCGGACAGCGGUGUGUUCACCAAGGAGACGGUCGCCUACGGCAGCUUCCUGCCCGCCAUGGACGCUGCGCUCGAGACCAUAGAGGGCGAAAGCUGGAGGCCACUGGCUCCCAAGUUCUACCACCACGGGUCGCAGCCUACCAGCUUCUUGGUGGUCGAGGAUCUGGACGCCUCGGGAUUCCACAAAGUAGCCCAAGGUGUCAGCCUGGACGUGGACCAGUGCAGAGCUGUGCUGCGAAAUCUGGCUCGCAUGCACGCCGCCUCGGUGACACUACUCGAUGACCAGCAGUACAACGAGAAACUCUUUCACCAGUCACUCAUCUUCUCCAGAAGACUGGUGGACACUUUCCAAGACAAAAAUCAGAGGUAUGCGGACGGUACAUUCGAUUUCCUGGAACAUUACACGUGGUUUCAGAAAUACGUACACAAGAUGGAAAAACUGUCCACGCGUUUUGUGGGAGAGGUAGUGGAUGUGGUGGAGCAGUGCCAGGUGGACUUCAAGGUCAUGGUGCAUGGAGACCUGCACAAGAAUAACGUGAUGUUCCGGGAAGAUAGCGACGGCUUGCAGGUCCGGUUCUACGAUUUCCAGGGAAUCCACAUCGGGUCUCCAGCGGAGGACCUGCAGUACUUCUUUCACACGAGCGCCAGCCUGGAGGUGAUGCGCGACCACACGCAGGGCCUGCUGGCCGACUACCACGCCGUGCUGCAGGGCACGCUGCGCGCCCUGGGGCUGCAGCGGCAGGCGGACGGCUACCCGCUCGAGCAGCUGCUGCGAGACAUGGACCACUUCGGCAUGAUCGCCGUCUUCGUAUCUUUCACUAUGCUGCCUUUUAUGCUCAAUUUCGGCGAAAUGGAAUUUGCAAUAGAUACUUCGGACGAUCAGUUUGAAGUGAAAUCCAAGAAAUUCUAUGAGAAGAGUUGGCGGAACGACAGAUACCUUGCAUAUCUUCAACAUCUUUUGCCUGUCUUCGAUUCGAAAGGGCUCCUUGACCAGAAAGUUUGAUUCGAUAAAAAAUAUAGGGGUAAUCAAGUAGUUAUAUUGGUUCCCACCUGUUUACACGUUGCGUAUACUGAGCGAGGCUGGCCGGGGUGGCCGAGCGGUCCUAGGCGCUUCAGUGUGGAACCGCGCGACCGCUACGGUCGCAGGUUCGAAUCCUGCCUCGGGCA
Messenger RNA from Schistocerca americana (American grasshopper), 1570 nucleotides. RefSeq lists its product as uncharacterized. The transcript is spliced from 3 exons. The record is from RefSeq and is a predicted model, not a curated record. Bases 144 to 1406 code for a protein of 420 amino acids. NCBI's taxonomy places the organism in Eukaryota, Metazoa, Arthropoda, Insecta, Orthoptera, Acrididae.